Molecule: messenger RNA, 734 nt
Organism: Bombus terrestris (buff-tailed bumblebee)
Lineage: Eukaryota; Metazoa; Arthropoda; Insecta; Hymenoptera; Apidae
Gene: spt4
Product: transcription elongation factor SPT4-A
Exons: 5
Coding region: 273-617 (114 amino acids)
Biological process (GO): positive regulation of DNA-templated transcription, elongation; regulation of transcription elongation by RNA polymerase II; mRNA processing
Cellular component (GO): DSIF complex; nucleus
Molecular function (GO): RNA polymerase II complex binding; zinc ion binding
Source: RefSeq, a predicted model, not a curated record
AAAGAAGUGUUUCGCAUCCAUUUUAUUCAGUCUUAAGCAGACGUUCGUGCGUACACAGUUAUUAAGAAGCGUUAUACGAACUUGUUAAACAUGUUGGUUCCUCUAGAUUUUGAUUUUAUUUUGAUACUGUAAAUAAUAGAUAUUACAAAGUAGCUGUAAAUUGCCCUUUGUUAUGUUAUACUGUGUAUACUAUACUAUAAACUACAGACUAUAGAAAAAAUAUAUAUUGUUAAAAGAUUAAACUAAAAUUACAAGUGGAAAAAUACACAAUAAUGGAAACCGUUGCUAAGGAUUUACGUAACCUAAGAGCUUGUUUAGUAUGUUCCUUGAUCAAGACAUUUGAUCAAUUCGAAUUUGAUGGAUGCGACAAUUGUGAUGAAUUUUUGCGUAUGAAGAAUAAUAAGGAUAAUGUUUUUGAUUGUACAAGCUCCAAUUUCGAUGGUAUGAUUGCUGCAAUGAGUCCUGAGGAUAGCUGGGUUUGCAAAUGGCAAAGAAUAAAUCGGUUUUGCAAAGGUGUAUAUGCAAUAUCAGUAUCGGGACGAUUGCCAGCAGGUGUUAUAAGAGAGAUGAAAAGCAGAGGAAUAGCAUACAGACCACGUGAUACAAGCCAAAGAUAAUUUCAAAAUUUGUAUUAUUACUAGCAUAUUUUCUUCUAAUGUUAUUUAUUAGAAUAUUCUAAUUAUUUAUCUUGUAUUUGCACUAAGAAUUUUAAUAAGAUUUUCACGAAAAUAUUA